Messenger RNA from Lodderomyces beijingensis, 702 nucleotides. The record is from the annotation of a GenBank genome assembly. NCBI's taxonomy places the organism in Eukaryota, Fungi, Ascomycota, Pichiomycetes, Serinales, Debaryomycetaceae.
AUGUUUACAGGACUAAUUGAGAAGAUAGGGACCGUGGCGGAAUGCAGCAGGCACGGUGAAACGGGAGAGGUGACCAUGAAAAUCACCGAUUGCACCGAGAUCCUCGCCGAUGUCCACUUGGGAGACUCCAUCUGCACCAACGGCGUGUGUCUCACCGUGACCGAUUUCGACGCCGCCAAGACGUUUUUCAGGGUCGGUGUGGCCCCCGAGACUCUCCGCAAGAGCAACUUGGGCUCUCUUGCUGUUGGGUCCAAGGCCAAUUUGGAGCGGGCCGUCACGAGCGAGGUGAGAUUAGGCGGCCACGUUGUCCAGGGCCAUGUCGACACCAUAGCUACCAUUGUGGAAAGAAAUCCCGAUGGCAAUGCGUUGGCCUAUACGUUUGAGUUGAGAGACAAGGAGUUCAUUCGUUAUGUUGUGCAUAAGGGGUUUGUCGCUGUGGACGGCACGAGCUUGACUGUCACCAACGUUGACGAUGCCCAGGGCCGGUUUUCGGUGAUGUUGAUCAGCUAUAGCCAGAGCAAGGUUGUGAUGACCGAUAAGCACGUGGGCGACACCGUCAAUGUUGAAGUAGACUUGACGGGGAAAUUGAUUGAAAAACAGGUGGAGUUGAACUUGCGGGGCCAGAUUGAAAAGGGGGACAGCGCCUUGAAUCAAUUGAUUAGCGCUCUAGUUGAGAAAAAAGUCAGGGAGACGCUUAAGUAG